UGAUGCCCCGGUCUGCCUCUUCCAACAGAGAGCGGUGCGUGUGGAUGUGAGCGCCUCCGACCUGUCUCUACUUCCAGAUCGAAGAUGGCGGUCUCGGUGUUCCCAGGCGUGCGGCUCCUCUCCAUUGGAGACGCGAAUGGAGACAUACAGCGACACUCAGAGCAGCAGCCCUUGCGGUUAGAGGUGAAAACCUCACAGGACGCUGCCCUAAUCAAUCUCUCCAAUGGAGAGGAGGCGAGUGUGUUCAAGUGUUCGGUUUCCAGGGAUACGGAGUGCAGCCGCGUGGGGAAGCAGUCAUUCAUCAUCACACUGGGCUGCAACAGCGUCCUGCUGCAGUUCUCAUCACCUGCAGACUUUCAGUCCUUUUAUAACCUCCUGAAGAACUGUCGUGGACAUCUUAAUGAGCACUCGGUCUUCAGCGAGAGGACAGAGGAGUCCUCUGCUGUACAGUAUUUCCAGUUUUAUGGCUACCUCUCCCAGCAACAAAACAUGAUGCAGGACUACGUUCGGACAGGGACUUACCAACGCGCUAUUCUCCAGAACCACACUGACUUCAAGGACAAGGUGGUACUGGAUGUGGGUUGUGGCUCGGGGAUCCUCUCUUUCUUUGCAGCCCAAGCUGGAGCCAGGAAGGUCUACGCUGUGGAGGCCAGUACCAUGGCGCAGCACGCCGAGGUGCUGGUAAACAGUAACCGUCUAGGGGAGCGUGUAGUUGUCAUCCCAGGGAAAGUGGAGGAGGUGACGCUGCCUGAGCAGGUUGACAUUAUCAUCUCGGAGCCCAUGGGCUACAUGCUGUUCAACGAGCGCAUGCUGGAGAGCUACCUGCACGCCAAGAAGUUCCUCAAACCCAACGGUAAAAUGUUCCCCACUAUCGGAGACGUCCACCUGGCCCCCUUCACAGACGAGCAGCUCUACAUGGAGCAGUUCACCAAGGCCAACUUCUGGUAUCAGCCCUCCUUCCAUGGCGUGGACCUCUCUGCCCUACGGGGGGCAGCAGUGGACGAGUAUUUCCGUCAGCCAAUUGUGGACACUUUUGAUAUCCGUAUUCUGAUGGCCAAGUCGGUCAAACACACAGUGAACUUCCUGGAGGCCAAAGAAGAGGAUCUUUACAGGAUAGAGAUUCCCUUUAAGUUCCACAUGAUGCAUUCGGGCCUGGUGCACGGCUUGGCUUUCUGGUUUGACGUGGCGUUUAUGGGAUCAGUGAUGACGGUAUGGCUGUCCACGGCGCCCACAGAGCCUCUCACCCACUGGUACCAGGUGCGCUGUCUGCUGCAGUCUCCCCUCUUCACCAAGGCCGGGGACACGCUGUCUGGCACUGCAGUGCUGGUGGCCAACAAGAGACAAAGCUACGACAUCAGUAUUGUUGCCCAGGUGGACCAGACGGGGUCAAAGUCCAGCAAUCUCCUGGACUUGAAGAACCCCUUUUUCAGGUACACAGGCACCACCCCCAACCCCCCUCCUGGCUCACACUACACUUCCCCAUCUGAGAAUAUGUGGAACACGGGGGCCUACAGCAUGAGUCAGGGGAUGGCUGUAUCAGGGAUGCCUGCAGCUUAUGACCUCAGCACAGUCAUAGGCAGCGGUCCGUCAGUGUCUCACAACAACCUCAUCCCCCUGGUGAACACAGGGAUUGUAAACCACACCCACUCCAGGAUGGGCUCCAUAAUGAGCACAGGAAUUGUCCAGGGAGCCACCACCGGCCAGUCGGGUCCCAGCAGCAGCGGUACUUACUAUCCCGUCACCAACCAGUUCACCAUGGGGGGUGCAGCCAUCUCCAUGGCCUCACCGAUGGUCAUCCCCAGCAACACCAUGCAUUAUGGCAGUUAAGAUGAAGACCUCGCAAAGACCUAUUUGACCUCCCAAGCCCCCGCAUGACAAGAGAUCCCCCCACCCCCCCACCCCGAACCCUUUCGCCCUAACCCCCCCCAGCCCCGACCGACUCACUCAACUGCAGCCAAAACCAGUAUACCAAAACCAGUGCCGCGCCGGCGCUCCCCUUCCCCUCGUCCGUCGCCCUCUUUCUACUCUGUGCAGCCCAUCGCCCGACGAACGGUCGAAAACGCUCUCGCAUCCGUCCAGACUCUUGUCUCGCCGAAAGCCGGUGAAAGCCCCCGUGAACCCCCUCCCCCUCGGAUUCAUCGGGACCGCGCCACACCCGAGACGCACAGCAGUCGUCGCCCCCCCCACCUCCCCUGGGUGUCUACCCUCCUUCGUUAACAUGUAUCUCAAUCCCUCCACUCUCUUUUUCUUUUUUUUUCUUUUUUCUUUUUAAGUGUCAUGACCCCUCCAAGUGUUUGUCCUUUCCUAAGACUCAGCUCUUUGCCAGAUACCAGCAUCGGUCCAUUCCUGCAAUCCUCCACACCUCCUUACCAGACGGACACUGAAGCUUUACAUUUGUACAGAAGGACACUAUUAUUAUCAUCGUCGUCGUCGUCAUCAUCAUCAGCGCUCUCGCCCGAGCUGUCUCCUUCGUUUUUCAUAUCGCAUCCAGUCCUCUGCGCUUCUCUCAAGAGACAGACUCACGCCAGACAAAACAUCUUCCAAUCACAAAAAAAAAAAACACACACACACACACUUCACCAACUUACUUCUAGUUGGUGUGCUCAUGCGCUCUGGUUUUUAGGCGAGGGAGGAUAUAUCAGCGAAUCAAAACAUGGCUAAGGAGCACGUGGAAACUGUGCUUUCUUAAACGACACGGACAAACGCAUCCUCUCCUCUUCUGCCCGUCGGCUGACGUGUGGCGUCGCUGUAUUCCGCUAGAGUUCACGCAAACUUACGUUUUGGGGAGAGCGGCACAGGCGGGGUCACCUUCUAUGCUGAGCGGUGAGACAAACGGGGCACCACACGGCGACCUGCCCGGCAACAGAGGGGCCGUUGGGCUCCGGUGGGUUUUGAUGGUGGCUGCUCCUCUGCGUAAUCAUCGAGCGACGGUCGCGCGAAGCUUUACGUCGUCUGCCUUUUUAAAGUUGCUUGAAUUUAUAUUUCUGUGGAAAUCAAUCUGGAAAAACAAAGCCGGUUGUGUCACCUCGUAGAGUCGUUAAGCCGACAUAUUCCUUCCUGUAGUGCGGUGUUUUAGCUACCGAACACUCAAGACGUUCACCAGGUAGUCGCUUACUUUGUUUGUUGCUGCAAAACCGGUAGAGCGCAGAGGGUUUAUCCGAGCCUAUUUACUAAGAUCACUGCCUGCUGGGAAAAAAAAACAUCCAAACAAACAAAACCCCAUAGCCAUGAAGGGAAUUCAUAUGUACAAUGGUAGGGUGCAGCAUCUGCAUGCAUCAUUUAACGAGCAACAUCCAAAGAGAACCAACAAAACAAUUAGAGUUGCUUGUUCUUGUCUAAAGUUCACGUCCUGUUUGCCAGUUUUAGCUCACACGUUGAUAUCGGUAACAAUUCAUGUGUCUUUUAAUCUGAGUGUAACGGUGAACCAGUGUGUUUCCUGCAGCGUGAAGCUGCCGCAGGUUGCGAGCCUCUUACAUUUUACAUUAUUCUUAGAAUAGUUAAACCGACGAUAUUUAAAAGCUUCACCCUGACGUUGGCCAGUAAACGCUAAGUCACAUGCUGCUUCUUGACGCGUCCGCGAGAACUCUGGGGUUUUUUUUUUUUUGUCGUCGCUGGUCACCGGGUGGUGUGAAACGUAAACGGGGAUGGGCGAUCGAAAGAUCUACUGGGGGCUUACGAGCGUCCUCGUGUCCCCGAUACUCAGCAUCGAAGGAGACCGGCGCCAUCCGCCAAAAACCCUCCGAAGCCCGAGCCCCUCGGCCCCGCCGACCUGAAACACGCCCCCUGCUGCUCCCGUUGCUCGUUCUCUUCACCCGGAACAUGUUCCUACCUGAGAGGACAUCGCAGCAGCUUCUCUCCAGCCAGCCGUUACGCCGGGGCCAGAUUGCUCCAACGCAGUUGGAGGAGGAAGAUUUGGAGAGCGAAACCAGUAAGGACCAAUGACCCAGGAGGCAGCCAGCUGGCUGCAGGAAAAGGGGGGAAGCUGUGCUGGAUCGGCAGCGUCCUAGUUUACAUCCUCGCUUUUCCUCCCCUCGCUUCUACUCCCAACCUCCUUUAAGACUGUGAGACUGUCACAAAAAAAGACUUCGAUGUCGAGGCGCGUCCUCCCGCCUCCUCGUCCGUUCACUAUGUAUGACCUCCAACAUAUCAUCGCCCCCCCAAACGGACCCGACGCCCUCGUCCCGUUUUAUCAGUCAAGGAAUGAAAGACUGACACAUUUAUGCAUUGCUUCCAGUGUCACAACUAUUGGAAUUUAUGAGUUAGGGAGUUUUAAGAGUUGAGGAAAAAUGUCUCUUUGUAGGAUUAACCUUUUUUUUUUGUUGUCUUUAUUAUUAUUUUUUUUUCUUUCACAAAAAAAAACAACAACAAACAAUUAAAAAAAAAAAAAAAAAGAGAGCAAAUUAAAUGUGGUGGAGAUGUUCCAAAAACCUAUCCUGGAAUCAGGUGUUGGAGUAUUUUAAUUUGUUCCCUCUAGUGUGUUACGUAGGCUGUGGACACGCCAGAUGUUUCCCAUGUGGUAGCGAGCCUUUAGUCGUCGUCGUGUCCCCCCCACCCCCCACCCCCCACUCCCCCUUUUUGUCAUAGAACCGUUGCUCUGUGUAGUCGAAUAGUGGCAUCCACGCUGAUCAUGGAAAAGUGUUUGAGGAAGACUGUGUGUCGUGUUCUGUCAUUUCUGUGUGCUGACCAACCAGUAAUAACACCUUUCUCACUUGUCUCA
Messenger RNA from Mugil cephalus (flathead mullet), 4717 nucleotides. RefSeq names its product coactivator-associated arginine methyltransferase 1 (gene carm1). Bases 85 to 1827 code for a protein of 580 amino acids. Gene Ontology annotation, biological process: peptidyl-arginine methylation. The record is from RefSeq and is a predicted model, not a curated record. The transcript is spliced from 16 exons. Gene Ontology annotation, molecular function: protein-arginine N-methyltransferase activity. Lineage: Eukaryota; Metazoa; Chordata; Actinopteri; Mugiliformes; Mugilidae.